This is a messenger RNA of Schistocerca piceifrons (Central American locust), 4432 nucleotides long. Its product is annotated as transcription elongation regulator 1. Gene Ontology annotation, cellular component: nucleus. The transcript has 19 exons. Lineage: Eukaryota; Metazoa; Arthropoda; Insecta; Orthoptera; Acrididae. Bases 27 to 4268 code for a protein of 1413 amino acids. Gene Ontology annotation, molecular function: RNA polymerase binding; transcription coregulator activity. The record is from RefSeq and is a predicted model, not a curated record.
AACUGAAGAAGAAGUAACUGAGUAAAAUGGCUGAUGAUUGUGAAAAGCCAAUGUCUUCGCCAGGCAAUUAUGACGAAAAAGAUGAACAUACCGACGAAGAGGAGGACGAUUACCGUCCGAUGAUGAAAGGAAGGGGCAGAGGUGUUUUCAGGGGAGGACCUCCUGGCAGAGGUGGCCCUGGACCUGGUGGACCUGGUGGACCUGGAGGGCCCGGAGGACCUGGAGGUCCAGGUGGUCCUGGUGGUCCCCACGAUUUUGGACCACCACCUGGAGGGCCCGGCCCAGGCCCGCGUGGACCCCCUCCUGGAGGACCACAUGGACCACCCCCAAGAUUUAGGGGAAGAGGGUUCGGUCCCAGAGGGCCCCCUUUCAGAGGUCCACCUCCGCCACACUUCGGUGGUCCCAGAGGGCCUCGGUUUAGAGGUCAUCCUCCCUUUGACCCCAAUUGGGGACCUAUGCCGCCUCCUGGAAUGCAUCCCCAUCCUCAUAUGAUGGGACCACCACCUGGAAUGCCUCCUCCACCUCACAUGAUGGGUCACAUGGGAAUGCCACCACCUGGUCCUUACGGUCCACCGCCACCAGUUGGAUGUCCGCCGCCGCAGCAGGGUGGUGGUGCUGGUCCACAGCAGGGUCCACCACCGCAGGGUGGACCAGGGCAACAGCCUCAGCAACAGCAGCAGCAACCGCCACCACAGCAGCCGCAACAGCAGCAGCAGCCACAACAGCAACAGCAGCAGCCUCAACAGCAGCAAGGUCCCCCACAGCAGCCUCCUCAACAGCAGCAACAGCAGCAGCAACAGCAAGGCCCUCCACCUGGUCAUGGUGGACCUAUGCCCUCUCCCAUGAAUCCUCCUCCUAAUGUGAUGCCCGGUAUGGAUCUUAGUGGAGACAUCUGGGUUGAAACAAAAACUGGUGAAGGCAAGUCUUACUUUUAUAAUGCUCGGACGAGAGAGACAACAUGGACCAAGCCCGAGGGCCCUAAUGUCAAAGUCAUCACACAAGAACAGGUUGAAGUGAUGGCCCAGCAAGCAGGAGUAAAUCAAGGUCAAGGUCCACCACCUCAGCAGCAGCAAGGUCAUGCCCCAACACUUGGACCUCCGGGGGGACCUCCGCAUAAACCUGAUGGCGGUCCUGAUCAGCAAGGAGGGCCUCCACAUCAUGGACCACCUCAAGGCCCACCAGUGGGAGCUAUGCCAAAUACGAUGCAACCACCUCCAGGUAUGAUGCAAGGUCCUCCACCUGGCAUGCCACCUCCGUUCGGAGGCCCACCUCCACCACAUUUUGGUGGACCACCUCCAUUUGCCAUGCCUCCACCAGGAUUUCCAGGUCCUCCAGGUUAUGGCCCUCCUGGUUUUGGUGGAAUGCCUCCACCAGGACCUGCGUGGGGACCACCUCAAAUGGGUAUGGGACCACCACCUCACCAACAACCGCCUCCUAUGGCAGCUGCCCCAAUGGCUCCUGGAAUGGGGCCGCCACCACCCCAUGCUAUGGUGCCUCCAAUGGCCGAUGAUCUUUCACAGAUUGACCCUGAAAUAGUAGCUCGAGCUUCAGAGUGGACUGAACACAAGGCUCCAGAUGGUCGUUCAUACUAUUACAAUGCUAAAGCAGGGGAGAGUGUAUGGGAGAAACCACAAGUUCUUAAGGAUUUAGAAACAGCAAAAUUAGCAGCAGCGCAGGGUGUCUCAACAGUGGCUAGUCCUGCAGCAAAUGCAGGUCCACUUCCGGUACCUGCUGCUGCAGUGGCUGCAGCUGCUGCUGCAGCAGCAGCAGCAGCAGCUGCUGCUGUUGUGCCAGCGACUGCUGUGCCUGCUCCAGUUGUGACCACUGUGGCUGCAACUCCAGUUGUGGCUCCUGUUGCUGCACCAACAAACUCUGUGGCUGCAGCAAAUGCUGUUCCAGCUGUGGUUGCUGCAGCCCCUGCAACUGAUCAUGCCACUCCAGAACAGACUGAUGCAGAAGCAGAAGCAACUCCAAAAGCUGCAGCUACUGCUGCAGCAGUGCAGGCGUCAGACACUGGUGCUUCUACUCAGCAGACAGCUGUCAAUGGAGAGGUUGAUGGGGAAGAUGAAAAGAAACUAGAAGAGAAAACAGCAGAAGAAAAGGCAGAAGAAGAAGCUGCUAGAAAGAAACGUGAAGAGGAGGAAGAAAAAGCUAAAGAAUUACAAAGGGCACAGGACAAAUCACGUCCUGUCUCAAGUACACCUGUUCCAGGAACCCCUUGGUGUGUGGUAUGGACAGGUGAUGGUAGAGUUUUUUUUUACAAUCCAUCCUCUCGUACAUCAGUCUGGGAGCGACCAGAUGAACUAUCUGGUCGUGCAGAUGUUGAUAAAAUGGUGGCCACACCUCCCGAGGCAGCAGGUGGCCCAUCAGCCUCAGCAUCAUCAGGCUCUACUUCUAACUCAGCUGCUGGCACCAAAAGGUCUGGUUCACCAGCUAGUGAUGAUGCGGAGUCAACGCCAUCAAAAAAGAAGAAAGAUGACACUCCUACAAAAGAUGGAGAUAAAGAAGGAAAAGGUGAUAAGAAACUAAUAGAUAUUGGUAAGGAAGCUGCAAUUGAAGCAGAAGUGAGAGCUUCACGUGAGCGAGCAGUUGUCCCCCUGGAGAUACGUAUCAAAUCGUUCAAAGAAAUGCUUGCAGAAAAAGAGGUUUCUGCCUUCAGCACGUGGGAAAAGGAACUACACAAGAUAGUUUUUGACCCACGCUACCUAUUGUUGACAUCAAAAGAAAGGAAACAAGUGUUUGAAAAAUAUGUGAAGGAACGAGCAGAAGAAGAACGCCGCGAAAAGCGCAACAAAAUGAAGGAACGCAAGGAUGAGUUUCGCAAGCUUAUGGAAGAAGCCAAUCUGCAUGGCAAAUCAUCAUUCAGUGACUUCGCUCAAAAGCAUGGGAAGGAUGAGCGUUUCAAGAAUAUUGAGAAAAUGCGUGAACGUGAGAGCUUAUUCAAUGAAUAUCUGCUGGAGGUUCGGAAGCGGGAAAAAGAGGAGAAGGUGAUGCGCCGUGAACAGGUGAAGCGGGACUUCAUGGCGUUGCUGCGGGAGCAUCCAGAGCUGGUUGACAGACAUGCACGCUGGCCGGAUGUGAAGAAGCGCCUGGAUAGUGACCCACGCUACAAAGCAGUAGAAUCUGGAUCUGUGCGGGAGGAUUGGUUUCGUGAGCAUGUCCGGGCACUGAAGGAGGAGAGGAAACGAGAGAAGGAGCGUGACCGAGAAAAACGCAGCGAGCGGAAGGAACGUGGUGGUGAGGACCGCAAAGACAGGGAACGCGAGCGUGGAGGCAGCGAACGUCGGGACCGGGACCGUGACCGUGACCGCUCUGAAAAGGAGCGGGACAAGGACCGUGAGAAGGAGAGAGAGAAGGACAAGGACAAAGCUGGCGCAGGUGGCAGCAGUAGCUCUGGAGCACUAGCGUCUUCAGCUUCAGGUGGCAGUGGUGGUAUUGGUAGCAGCCUUGCAGAUAUGGGAGAAAUGGAUGACAAUGAAGAGACCGAUGAGGAUGGUGCAGCAGCAGCAACAUCAGAAGAGGAGCGUGAAAAAGAAGCGAGGGAGAAAGAAAGACAAGCUAGAGCUGAGGCAAGUCUUCGAGAACGUGAAAAAGAAGUUCAGCGGACAUUAGCAACACAUCUCAGAGAUCGUGACAAGGAACGUGAGCAACAUAAGAGAGAUGAAGCUGUACAACAUUUCAAUGCUCUUUUGGCAGAUCUUGUUCGAAAUUCUGAGCUUGCAUGGCGAGAAGCAAAGCGUCAGUUAAGAAAAGAUCAUCGCUGGGAGCUAGCAGAGUUGUUGGACAGGGAGGACAAAGAAAAGUUGUUCAACCAACAUAUUGAACAACUCACAAAGAAGAAGAAGGAAAAAUUCAGGGAGCUUCUGGAUGAAACUGAACAAGUAACACUGACGAGCACAUGGAAAGAGAUAAAGAAGAUUAUUAAAGAUGACCCUCGCUACAGUAAAUUUUCUUCAAGUGACAGGAAAUGUGAAAGAGAAUUCAAGGAGUACCUAAAGGAUAAAUUAAUUGCAGCAAAAUCUGACUUCAGGGAGCUGUUACAGGAGACAAAAUUGAUAAACCACAAGUCACUGAAAUUGGUACAAGAUAAUGAAGCUCAUAUACGGGAAAUGGAGGAAAUAUUAAAAAAGGACAAGAGGUACCUGGUACUUGACUAUAUGCCUGAGGAGCGCACGAAGUUGAUUGUUGCUUACCUGGAGGAUUUGGAGAAACGAGGACCACCUCCACCACCUACUGCUUCUGAACCUACGCGCCGACCCACAAAAUAAAUGUAUUGUUUUCAUUAUAAAACUCAUUUUUAUUCACCUAUUGGCUGUUUCUAAGUGCAAGAAAAUCAUCUGGUGUCUUGUUUAGCAUCAGGUAAUGGAUUAAAAUUUUCUCUGUGUUCGAACUUUGUUUGUGCAAGUCAGGUAGGCAUUUGUACUAGAGAUAA